CCAUCACCAAGACCACCGACCACAUCUUUGACAGAAGAAUCUGAGGUCUACGGUAGAGAUGCUGAUAAGGAGGCCAUACUCAAGUUGUUGCUUACAGAUGAUGAUCAUGAGGGUAGGAAUAAGGUGUCUGUGAUUCCAAUAGUAGGCAUGGGUGGCAUUGGCAAAACCACCCUUGCUCAAUCAGUAUACAACGAUCAUGCAGUUGAGAAGCACUUUAACUUCAAAUCAUGGGUUUGUGUUUCUGAAGAGUUUGACAUUUGCAAGGUAACGAAAACAGUCCUCUGUGCUGUAACUAAGUCUCAUUCUCAUUCUUAUGAUGACUCAAACUUGGAUUUGCUUCAAAUUAAGUUGAAAGAGGGGCUAAUCGGAAAAAAAUUCUUAAUUGUUUUAGACGAUGUGUGGAACGAGGAUUAUAUUGAUUGGAAGAAAAUGUGUACACCUUUUAAUUAUGGGGCUCAAGGAUGUAAGAUUAUUGUAACAACACGCAAUGAAAAAGUUGCAGACAUCACGGGCACUAUUCCAACUCAUUAUCAUCUUGAGCACUUGAAAGAUGAAGAUUGCUGGAAACUGUUUGAAAAGCAUGCAUUUGACAAAAUUAGAGAUUCUAGUGUAUGUCAAGUCCCGGAAAAAAUUGGUCGAGGAAUUGCCAAGAAAUGCAAUGGCUUGCCCUUAGCUGCAAAAUCACUUGGAGGCCUCUUGUGCUCUAAAGGAGAUAUCAAUGAAUGGGAAAGAGUAUUAAAGAGUGAGAUUUGGGAUUUUUCAUAUAAAGAGACUAAAAUUCUACCAGCUUUGUUGUUAAGCUACAACUACCUUCCAUCACACCUAAAGCGAUGUUUUGCUUUUUGUUCAAUAUUCCCCAAGGACUAUGAAUUCCAGAAGCAUGAAUUGGUCUUAUUGUGGAUGGCAGAAAAUCUUUUGCGUCAAUCAAAAAGAGAUAAGAGAAUGGAAGAUAUAGGUGAUGAAUAUUUUAACGAGUUAGUGUUAACAUCAUUUUUCCAAAGAUCAAGUAAAGUUAGUAUAUCUUCCUGGACAUACCCAUUUGAAGUGGAAAAUUCUUUCUUUGUGAUGCAUGAUCUUGUUCAUGAUUUAGCCAGAUAUGUAUCCGGGGAAUAUUGUUUUACAUUAGAAGAUGGCAACUCAAAUGAAAAGGCGAUGAGGGUGCGUCAUCUAGGUGUUGCAACAGUUGUUUCCUCACAGAGAUUUGGUACUAUUUCUGAAUCAACUCAUUUGCGCACACUUUUACCAUUAGACAGUUAUUCAUUUUGCAACUUAUUCAAUGAAGUAGUGAACAACGUAAUUUUGAAGUUGCGGUGUUUGAGAGUAUUGUCAUUGUUUGGUUGUACAAAUUUGAGGCAGUUAAGUGAAUCAAUUGGUGAACUAAAGCAUCUUCGUUUCCUUAAUCUCUCUGAAACUUCAAUCAAAAGAUUGCCCAAUUCUGUGUGUAAGUUGUACAAUUUACAAAUUUUAAAUUUAUCAUGGUGUCGUGAACUCAUUGAGUUGCCUGAAGAUAUGCAUCAUCUUAUCAACUUGAGGCAUCUUGAUAUCAGUUAUUGUUUUAAUUUAGUAGAGAUGCCAAGACAAUUGAGUAAAUUGAAGAGUCUCCAGACGUUGACAUAUUUUGUUGUGGGAAAAGAUAAUAAGACAAAGAUAGGAGAGUUGAGGGAGCUUUCAGAUCUCCAUGGAGAACUUUACAUUAGAAAUUUACAGAAUGUCCCAAGUGCUGAGGAUGCAUUGGAAGCCAAGUUGAUAGACAAAAACAAUCUUGAGGCGUUGCGGUUGCAUUGGAAUGGCAAUUCUAAUGAUUCAAAUCAUGACGAAGAAGUAUCAUUCUGGAUAUGCUUAACAUAUCUGGAUAUGGAGUGCUUGCCACCACUUGGACAGCUACCCUCCCUCAAAACUCUGUGUAUUGAUGAACUUUUUGGAGUGGUGACUGUGGGUGCAGAGUUUUAUGGGAUUAGUGGUUCUAAUUCUGCGAGAAAGGCAUUUGUGUCACUGGAAUUUUUAAGUUUCAAAAAUAUGCCAGCGUGGGAAGAAUGGUGUUCAAUUGGAGUUGACGAUGGUGAAAUCUUCCCUAAACUCCAAGAACUUGAAAUAUUUGGGUGUGAUAGGUUAAGGACUGUUGAUUGGCCUGUGAACCUGCCAUGUUUAACAAAUCUUCGAAUUACUGGUUAUAGAAGUGGCAAUGAGGUUCUUGUAUCAUCACUCCCAAGGACUCCGGCUAUCCGUCACUUGGAUUUAAGCAAGUGUGAACAACUAGAGGUACGGGGAUUGCCACAAACAGUGGAAACGAUUAGUGUUGGAGGAUGUAGAGGUGUAGAAUCAUUGAUGAAGGCAUUAAGAGAGAGCCAAACUUGUAGUCUUCAAAGCCUAUGUAUCAAUGAUUGUUCUUUGCCUAUAUCCUUUCCUACAGGGUGUCUCCCUGCUACCCUGACACAACUGCGAAUCAAUAAUUGUGAGAAAUUAGAAUUCCCAAUGCACCAUGACUCACUCAAAACGUCUCUUCAAAGUGUUUCCAUACAAAAAAGUUGCGGGGGUUCACUUAUAUUCUUUCCCCUGGAUUUCUUUCCCAGCCUCAAUUAUCUCUGUUUUGAAGAGUGUGAAAAUCUAGAAUCUCUGAUAGUCUCAGAUGGGCUGCCAUACCAGCAUGGCCUAAUAUGUCUAUCUUCUUUGCGGAUCGAACGUUGCCUCAAGUUGAUAUCUUUUCCUAAUGGCGGAUUGCAUGCUCCCAAUCUAACUCAUCUUACAGUUCAAGAUUGCAAGAAAUUAAAGGAGCUGCCUGAGCAAAUGGCUAAACUCCUUCCAUCUCUGGAAGAAUUGAGGAUUGCUGAUUGUCCAGAGGUGGAGUCAUUUCCUGAAGGGGGUCUACCCUCUAAUCUGUGUAGUCUUUGGAUUAAAAACUGCUCUAAACUCAUUGCACAGCGAUCCAAGUGGAAUUUACAAAAGCUCCAAGCUCUUAAAGACUUUGAAAUCGUAGGAGGUGAAGGCGUGGAAUCGUUUCCAGAGGUGGGGCUGCUGCCUUCAACUCUUACCUAUCUUACGAUGGGUGGAUUUGCAAGUCUUAAGAGGUUGGACAUAAAGAAGCUUCAACAACUCACUUCUCUUACAUCUCUAGAAAUCGAGUCGUGCCCUCAAUUAUAGAAUCUGCCACAUCAGAAGCUUCCUACCUCUCUUAAUUGUUUAUAUAUCAACCAAUGUCCAAUCCUGGAAGAAAGGUGUCAGAGGGAUAAAGGGAAAGACUGGAACAAGAUUUCUCACAUCCCCCGCAUCUAUAUCGAUUAUAAGCUCAUUUGAUCAGAUAUAUGCAACUGACUACUCUUUACAUUCCUGGUAGGUUGGAAUAUGGAAUGUUGCAGAAGACAUAUUGGAUGAGAAUUCACAACAAAGCUUUUGUCUUCCUUCAUCCUCUUCCUCAUUUAUUUUGGAUUCAUGUGUUCACAAAUCUUGCAAGAUGGCAACAAGUGCAAAUAAAAUUUUCAAAUUCUGAGUUUACUUAUUUGGGAAAUUUAGAUAUUUGUGCAUGCUACAUUUGCAAAUACUAGUUAUUUCUAAUUAUGGUGUUGUAUUAAGAAUUAUUAGUUUUACAUUUACAUUUAUCAUGGAUAUUAAUGAUGAUUUAAAGACUUUAGUUC
Molecule: messenger RNA, 3629 nt
Organism: Ziziphus jujuba (common jujube)
Lineage: Eukaryota; Viridiplantae; Streptophyta; Magnoliopsida; Rosales; Rhamnaceae
Product: putative disease resistance protein At3g14460
Exons: 3
Coding region: 148-3138 (996 amino acids)
Biological process (GO): defense response to other organism
Molecular function (GO): ADP binding
Source: RefSeq, a predicted model, not a curated record